Fulvia fulva is the source of this 2037-nucleotide messenger RNA. RefSeq names its product Meiotic coiled-coil protein 2. Gene Ontology annotation, biological process: post-transcriptional regulation of gene expression. Gene Ontology annotation, molecular function: mRNA 3'-UTR binding. Lineage: Eukaryota; Fungi; Ascomycota; Dothideomycetes; Mycosphaerellales; Mycosphaerellaceae. The transcript has 4 exons. Gene Ontology annotation, cellular component: cytoplasm. The record is from RefSeq and is a predicted model, not a curated record. Bases 1 to 2037 code for a protein of 678 amino acids.
AUGGAGUGGACCGGAUCUCCAACCAAGAAGGCUUCAGCCUCCUUCAGCAUCUACGACGAGAACACUCACAGCCAGAUGGGCCUGAAGCGCACCUCGAGUGCACUUCCGUUGCCACUAACGACGGCUAAAUUCGUCAACCGCAUGGGACCUCCGCCAAAGCACCACAACAUGCCGGGCCCGGUCGACGAGCUCCUCGCCAAACUCACCAACCAACAAGAGCUACUCGCACGUCAGAAGCGUGAGCUCGAGGACGCGGAGAACCGCAGCAGCCACUCAUCUGCCACCGACCCAAACGCAAACACACCACCCACCGACAGCUUCUCGUCUGAUGGUCGCCCAGACGCCGCCGAGGUGAUGCGCCUCAAGAAGGAACUUGCGCUGGCCAAUGAGCGCAUGUCGCAGAUGGAUCUCCAGAUCACCCAGUCCCGCAUUGUUCAGCACACCAUGGAGGAAGCCAUUGGCUCGCCCUUCCCGACCGCACAACACCUGGCCGCGAGCAUGCCCGUUCAUAACAUGAUGUCGGCCGCUCAAUCCAACCCAUACGCACGCGUCGACAGCCCGUUCGAGCGCGGCAGCUUCAACAUGCCGCAGCAGCAGCAGUCCUUCGACUCGAUGCAAGGUCUCUCACGCCAGUAUGGUGGCUACAACAACCAGCCAAAAUACACUCCGCCAAUCACACCUGCCCCGUUCCAAGCACCGUACGCCAUGCCGAAUGGUGUCGGCAACCACCAGCUGCCACCAGUCGGCACCAAGCUCUCCCCUACUGCUGCAGAGUUUGGUGUCGGCCGUGGCCAAUGGUCGAUGCAGGCACCACCAGCAUACGCUUCUGCCACUGAGCCUCUCAACUACCGCCGCCUGCUGGAUCGUAACAUGAGCUGCAACUGGAAGUACAUUGUCGACAAGAUCGUCUGCAACAACGAUCAACAGGCGUCCAUCUUCCUACAGCAGAAGCUCAAGGUCGGCACUGCCGACCAGAAGUUUGAGAUCGUGCAAGCCAUCAUCGACCAAGCAUAUCCGCUCAUGGUCAACCGCUUCGGCAACUUCCUGGUCCAGCGCUGCUUCGAGCAUGGCACCCCAGAGCAAAUCAUCUCCAUCGCUCAGAGCAUCCGUGGCAAUACUCUCAACCUCAGCAUGGACGCUUUCGGCUGCCACGUCGUGCAGAAGGCGUUCGACUGCGUGCCAGAAGAGUACAAGGCAAUCAUGAUUCACGAGCUGCUCCGUCGCAUCCCAGAAACUGUCAUCCACCGCUACGCCUGCCACGUCUGGCAGAAGCUCUUCGAACUCCGCUGGAGCGACUCACCACCACAGAUCAUGAAGUACGUCAACGAGGCCCUUCACGGUAUGUGGCACGAGGUUGCUUUGGGCGAGACUGGCAGUCUGGUAGUCCAGAACAUCUUCGAGAACUGUCUGGAGGAAGACAAGCGCCCGUGCAUCGACGAGGUCCUGGCAAGCAUCGACGUCGUUGCUCACGGCCAGUUCGGCAAUUGGUGCAUCCAGCACAUCUGCGAGCACGGCUCUAUCCCCGACCGCACUCGUGCCACCGAGCACGUCCUCCGCUAUGCGACUGAGUACAGCAUGGACCAGUUCGCCUCCAAGGUGGUCGAAAAGUGCCUCAAGAUCGGUGGCGGUGACUUCCUCGACCGUUACCUCGACCGUGUUUGCGAAGCUCGUCCUGACCGCCCCCGCAUCCCACUCAUCGACAUCUCUGGCGAUCAGUUCGGCAACUACCUCAUCCAGUACAUCCUCACCAACGGCGACCCUGAGCGUCGCGAGAUUGUGGCUGCUCAGAUCCGCAAGCACAUGGUGUCUCUCCGCGGCUCCAAGUAUGGCUCUCGCGUUGCCAUGCUCUGCUGCAAUCCAGCCUUCACUACUCGUCCAGGUCCACCAGCUGGCCUUCCACUCGCUCGCAACAACAGCGGGGGUGGCUUCGGUGGCGAGCGCUUCGGAGGUGAUUACAACCGCUCCUUCCAGGGCCCAUCCGACCGUGGCUACGGCGGUAUGGGUCGUGGCGGCUAUGGCGGUGGUGCAUACCGCUAA